Molecule: messenger RNA, 2308 nt
Organism: Misgurnus anguillicaudatus (oriental weatherfish)
Lineage: Eukaryota; Metazoa; Chordata; Actinopteri; Cypriniformes; Cobitidae
Source: RefSeq, a predicted model, not a curated record
AACGUCAUCUGGGAGCGCCGGAAAGAAAGCGCACUUGUGUAGCUGAUGUUGAACUGAUCUGUGAUCGGCUGUGAUCGCUUGGCUUCUUCUGUUGUUGGCUUGUUUGGAUGUUUUUAUAGAAAGCGCAUAUCAGGCAUCGCAAAAUUUUGCGCACAUUACCCUGACGCGCGUAACUGUCCGGACAACAUUGUGAAUAUUAAAUCAACACAUUUUCCGACGACAUGGAUUCCGCUAAUCAAGACAUUAAUUUAAACUCUCCACAUAAAGGCCUGGGCCCUGACACUCUCUCUGAUCUGCCAGAGGAGAGGGGAGCCGUGGCUUUGGGUCCAGAAAAUCUCCCCCCAGGACUAACAGAGGAGGAGGCGGAGGAACUGAGGUUGGAGCUCACCAAGGUGGAGGAAGAGAUCUACACCUUGCGGCAGGUGCUGUCAGCCAAAGAGCGUCACGCAUCUGAGCUGAAGCGCAAACUGGGUCUCAGCCCCUUGAGCGAGCUUAAACAGAACAUCACGAAAAGCUGGCAGGACGUCCAGACCUCAAACGCAUAUCUUUCAGCUUCCUCCACUCUGGAUGACAUUGCCAACUCUGAAGUGUAUAAAAAGACUCAGGAAACACUGUCUAGCGCUGGACAGAAGACCUCUGCCGCCCUCUCCACCGUGGGCACGGCCAUCAGCAGGAAACUGGGUGACAUGAGAGCUUUGCCUUUCUCUAACUCCUUUGGUAGCAACUACUCCAUUCGCCAUUCAAUAAGUAUGCCGGCUAUGAGGAACUCUCCAACUUUCAAGACUUUUGAGGACAAAGUGGAAAACAUCAAGUAUAAAGUGGUUGGAGGAAGAUCCAACGGUGAAAGCGCCCACUCUCCGAACGAGUCAAACCCAGUGCAGGACAACGCUCCAUUCUGAGAGCCCACCCUCUUGACUUAAACACUCAUCUCAUUCAUUCGUGAAUCUUGACUCCACACACGCUUUGGUUCUCCCAGACCUCGCCCUUUCUCUCUGAAUUAUGUUAUCCCCCUCUUACUGAUGUCUUCGAUACCCCUCCAUCUACUGCUAGCAUGUGCUUGAAUCAUCUCCUAAUUAAAACCGUGCAGAUUCUGUGACAUGAAAUCAUCGCAGGUUGUACAAAAAGAAAUCAUUUUGUAUUAGAAACUAUUUUACACUGCUUUGCAUAAUGUUUUUACAUAACUUCUAUCUAUAUAUGAAUAAUAAAGGUAUAUAAAUAAUUAUAUUUAAACAGUACUGCCAAGCAGCAUUCGUCAGAUGGUAGAAGGGUUAAAAUAAACACAUUUAAAUCUGAAGGGGGUAGGAUAAAAGACAAAAAGCAACAUGCUGCAAGUUUCUAUGCUGCUGAGCAUCCAUGGAGUUAUUUUUUACUCUCAGCACAACAUGAAGCGAUGCUUUGCUGUACACUCUGUGAAUGUCUGACCUCUCAGUCGGCCUUAUACACGCUGUAGUCUCACGCGAUAUUCCUUACGUAUUUUUGUUUCUGGUAACAAUGUAUUCCCCUAUAUCUUUUUUGUUUUACCUUUGCUCUUUCUCUGUCUUGUUCAGUUGAAUAUUUGGAUUGUUGGGAAUGUUUUACAACAGAAGUUGCUUUCCUUUGCUUUGUGCCAUUCCAGUUAAGAGAUGUCAUAGACCUUUUGCUGUCAAAUGUAACACAAGUGUCACUUUUUCAAUUAUAGGACAUUAAAGCAACUUUGACCCAGAAUGUUCAAAGCCGAGUAAGGCCUGCCGUGUCAACCUUCUUAUUGUUAGCGUUGAUUUUUUUUUCCCAGAGAGAGGUGAACACUAAUGUAGUCUUGUGUAGCACAGUCACUUUUUACCCGAAAGAUAUUGGAAUACAUUUCACUUUAAACAAAUAUAUUAUUAUUAUUAGUCUGUUUUCCUUUUUUUUAUUUUACAUUAUAUUCAUGUGUGUCACCGGGUGGCCUUGUUUCCGGUAUGUUACACAGUAAUGAUUACAUGCUUGUUUGGGUAAGAUGCAAGCGAUUUGGCUGAUGUACAUGUGACUAGUAUACUGCCAUGGCUACUCUGACUUUCUACGGGAAAAAAGGAACAGGGUGGAUACACCUGUAGUACUGCCAACAAAGAAAUGACAGGAAGGAAAUGAACAUUAUGAGAGAAAGGACAUUAUUUUUCGUUUUAAGUAGUAUACAUACAUCAUUAGAGGAGGUGGUUGUCUAGGGAAUGAGCACCAUAUAGCUUUAAGUUAGAAAUCUUAGGCUUUGAUUGUUUUCUUUAAAAAAAAACAACAACAAUGGUGUAAUACUUAUCAUUUUGUUUGUAUAUCAAUAAAGCGUUCCUUCAAAUGA